AUGCCUUCUGAAAGGACCUCCCUUCUCUACAUUUUGCAUCUUCAGAAAGAGACAGAUCAUGUGGUGCUCACCAACCUGCAAGAAGGGACUUACAUCUUCCAGCUGACUGUGACGGAUACUUCUGGACAGAAGGGCUCUACCAACAUCACCGUCACUGUGCUAAAUGCUGAGCAGACUGUAGAGCACUGCUUGGCUCCUUAUAAGGUGGGACGUUGCCGGGCUAGCUUUCCUCGCUGGUACUACAAUCCAGAAACUCAGCAGUGUCAGGAAUUCACCUUUGGGGGUUGCAAACCCAACAAGAACAAUUACAUACGAGAAGAAGAAUGUAAACUUGCCUGCAAGAAUGUCCAAGGUGCUGUUGAAAAGCGAAAUGAGCCAGUGUGCAAUGAAAACUGCCUGCCCUACUCUUUCAAAUGUGACGAUGGCUGCUGUAUUGACAGCUUCCUGGAAUGUGAUGAAACUGCAGAUUGUUCAGAUGGGUCAGACGAGAAGUUAUGUGAUUUGUAUGUGCAAGGGUUCAAUCGAUUACGUAAUAUCAAUGUUACCACCAGCCAAAGUCACUGUGUGGAUAUGCCAGAUACUGGGAGAUGUGACGAUAGCAUACCUCGCUGGUAUUACAACCCGUUUGCUCAGAAAUGCCGUCGCUUCACCUAUGGAGGCUGUGAAGGCAACAAGAAUAAUUUUGAGGAGGAGGAAGUGUGUAUGAAAUCUUGCGAAGGUGUCACAAAGGAAGAUCUGAUUGGCCAGAGAUGGAGCACCUAUGAGGCCCGGCAGGCAGGUUUAAGUUCUUUCGAAACGGCCAUUGCAGUUCUCCUUGCUGUAUGCAUAAUGAUAGUGUUGGCAAUCCUUGGCUACUUUUUCCUGAAGAACAGAAAGACGUACCGGCGACGGCGCCAGCCAGCUACUGCCGCCAACUCCACUCUCUCCUCUGUGCUCUCCACCACCGAGGACACGGAGCACCUCGUCUACAACAGUACUACGAAGCCUAUUUGAUCUGGAAGAGCUGCCCUCCACUUCUGGGAGUGGGACAGUUGCAUUGACUGAUGAUACUUCUGAAACUAAAGCCUGCGGCUGAAGGAUGUCCCUCUUCCUCCAUGCUUCCUUCCUUAGACUGUCCAAUUCCAGCCAUCUUACUGCCCCUAGCGAUUGAUCUGACUAUGUGACAGCUUCUGAGGAAGAGGAAGGACAGUAUCCCCCCCCCCACACUUUUGUAAU
Molecule: messenger RNA, 1215 nt
Organism: Podarcis muralis (Common wall lizard)
Lineage: Eukaryota; Metazoa; Chordata; Lepidosauria; Squamata; Lacertidae
Source: RefSeq, a predicted model, not a curated record